Doryrhamphus excisus (bluestripe pipefish) is the source of this 1195-nucleotide messenger RNA. Its product is annotated as dual specificity protein phosphatase 26-like. Gene Ontology annotation, biological process: protein dephosphorylation; negative regulation of MAPK cascade. Gene Ontology annotation, cellular component: cytoplasm. Gene Ontology annotation, molecular function: MAP kinase phosphatase activity; protein tyrosine/serine/threonine phosphatase activity. NCBI's taxonomy places the organism in Eukaryota, Metazoa, Chordata, Actinopteri, Syngnathiformes, Syngnathidae. The record is from RefSeq and is a predicted model, not a curated record.
GUGACUGCACACUUGGAAAUAAGAGCCAGGAAAGAUUUUUUUUCCAAGUCCAAGGACCACUUGAAUUCAGCACUGGAAAAAAGAUGUCGUAUACAAACAAACUUCCUGCAUCCUGGAACGACAGACCCACUCCUAGGAAGGUGGAAAUUGACCUCAGUUCCCCUGGUUUAGCCGUGUUUGAGUUGGAACGACUCUUGUUUACUGGCAAAGCCAUCAUCAGCCAUGCUGAUGAAGUGUGGCCAACGAUCUACAUUGGUGAUCAACACAGUGCAGAGAACCAGAAUGAUCUAUUCAAGCAUGGAAUCACUCAUAUCCUGAAUGCAGCUCACAGUGAACGUCGAGGAUGUCCUGAAAUCUACCAGGGAUUACAGAUUACCUAUAUGGGCAUAGAGGCUCAUGAUUCAUGUGGCUUUGACAUGAGCGUGAACUUCGAGGCAGCUGCCAAUUUUAUCCACAGGGCUCUUAACAAGGGAGGCAAAGUAUUGGUACAUUGCCAUGUAGGAGUGAGCCGUUCUGCCACCUUGGUCCUCGCAUACUUAAUGCUGAAGCAGAAACUCACCCUUGUGGAGGCUAUUUGUGCUGUGAAAGAGAACAGGGGGGUCAUACCAAACCGUGGUUUCCUCCGACAACUUAUCCAUCUAGACGGGCAACUUUUUGGCAAACAUUGCCGAAGAUAGUAAAAGCUUUCCCAGGAACGUGCCCAUGCCGCCUGUCUGCCAUUUUUUUCAGCACACACCUGUUGACAAUUAGUGUCUGGCCAGGUUGAGUGUGGAACGUCCUCGUUGCCAGAUUCAGUCCAGGGUGUACCCCACCUCUCGCCUGAAGACAGCUGGGAUAGGUUCCAGCACCCCCACGACCCUCAUGAGGAUAAGCGGUAGAAAAUGAAUGAAUGAAUGAAUGAAUGUUUUAUCAUUAAUCAGCCAUAAAUCUUUAGAUUAAUUGAUUGUCAAGACAUAUUGUUUUAUAAACAAUGCUUGUAUAUUUUACAGAUGUUAUGCAUGCACACAUUACUUAAAUUUUUUUUUGUUGUCACAGUCAGCAAACAUUACAUGGAGUCAUAAUGAGACAUAGUGGCUACAGAAUGCAAACAAAACAGCACAUUGGAGUGAAGAGGAUAUACAAUAGGAAAGUAUGUAUUUAGCCGAACUUUAACGUAAGAAACGUCUUGAGAAAUAUGAAAGGUUUUGAAAUGAAA